Messenger RNA from Purpureocillium takamizusanense, 1390 nucleotides. RefSeq lists its product as uncharacterized. Lineage: Eukaryota; Fungi; Ascomycota; Sordariomycetes; Hypocreales; Ophiocordycipitaceae. The record is from RefSeq and is a predicted model, not a curated record. Gene Ontology annotation, molecular function: oxidoreductase activity. Gene Ontology annotation, cellular component: mitochondrion. The coding region runs from base 566 to 1378 and encodes 270 amino acids. The transcript is spliced from 3 exons.
GCUUUAGCGCCAGUGUCUCAGCCGCGUGAAUCCAACCCAGCAUCCUCCCCAUCUCAGCACGUGCAUCUCGACGUGCCCGCCCCUGCUAUAGCACUGACUGACGCCUGAGCAUCAUCCAUCAGGUGCGUGCAAUUCGACUCGCAACCAUGGCCGCCGAGAUGCUCGCCGUCACCGCGCCCACCUACACCGAUCCGUCCCGCUAUGAACUCUCUACGGUGCCCCGGCCGACCGUCACGGAAGAGACCGACGUGCUCAUCCGCGUGCACGCCGCGAGCAUCAAUCCCGUGGAUGUGAAAAAGGCCGACGGCGUCUUCAAGAUUGCCGUACAGGAGCAGUGAGCUUGCCUGCCAAAUCUAUUUGCUACUACUACUACCGAAAAUGUGAGCUGACCCUGGCGCAAGGUUCCCGUACAAGAUUGGCUAUGAUGCCGCGGGUGUUGUUGCGGAGGUUGGAGAGGGGGUGAAGAGCCUCAAGGUCGGGGAUGAGGUCUACACGCGGUUGCCCGAGGUUUCUCGAGGUUCGUUUCCCUGGGUAGAGGGAGCAUUGCCAGGCUUUCCGCGGUGGAAUGAAAUGUGGCACUAAUAAUGGUCUUUUGCCAGGCUCCUGGAGCGAGUAUGUCAAGUGCGCGGAGCACUACGUUGCCAUCAAGCCCAAGAACCUGUCUUUUAGCGACGCUGCGUCCCUCCCGCUCGCUGGCGUCACGGCAUUGCAGGUCUUGGGCAAGUACAAGGGGUCGUUGGAAGGCAAGACGGUCUUUAUACCUGCCGGAUUGAGCGGCACCGGCGCGUAUGCUUGUCAGCUCGCCAAGAAUAUCUUCCAUGCUGGCAAGGUCAUCACGACCGUGUCGACUUCCAAGAUCCCCAAGGUCGCGGAGCUCCUCGGCCAAGGUGUCGUGGACCAAAUCAUUGACUACACCAAACAAGAUCCCGCCAAAGUCAUUCCCGCCCGGUCAGUCGACUUCUUCUUCGACACCACGGGCCAAGCGAUGCAGUUCCUGUCCCUCAUGGUCCCGUCGACGAGCCUCAUCGUGUCCAUCUCCACCAAGCCCUCCGCCACGACGCUCCAGGCCUCGAGCGUCAUGAGACGCCCCGACAAUCCUCGCAUUCCGUGGUUCGGGCGCGUGUUCCUCAACGGGGGAGACGCGCUGCGCAGGCUGCGCGCGUGGCGCUGGGGCGUGGAGUACAUGUAUUGGUUCUUGGACCCGACUGGCAAGGACCUGGACACCCUGAGGGGCUACGUGGAGGACGGGAAGCUGGUGCCCGUCGUCGGCGCAAGAGUAGACAUGAGGGACAUCGCCAAGGUCCGGGAGGCCUGCGAGCUGACGUACCGGGGCAAAGGCGGGCUGGGCAAGACGGUGUUGGAGGUUAUUCGGACGUAGCCGAGCGGUGAU